Rhea pennata is the source of this 2164-nucleotide messenger RNA. It is a transcript of the gene SPOCK3, whose product is annotated as SPARC (osteonectin), cwcv and kazal like domains proteoglycan 3. Gene Ontology annotation, molecular function: collagen binding; calcium ion binding; protein binding. The coding region runs from base 81 to 1379 and encodes 432 amino acids. The transcript has 11 exons. The record is from RefSeq and is a predicted model, not a curated record. NCBI's taxonomy places the organism in Eukaryota, Metazoa, Chordata, Aves, Rheiformes, Rheidae. Gene Ontology annotation, biological process: anatomical structure development.
CAGACGGCAGCGCGUGCGGGGAGGGAGCGGGCCGCCUUUCCGGCCGCGGCGAGGAGCGCGGCUGCGGGGCUUGCAGCAAGAUGCUCAAGGUAGCAGCCUUCGUGUGCGUGUGUGCAGCAGCCUGGUGCAGCCCGGCGCUGGCGGCGGCGGCGGCGGCCGGGGGCAGACCGGACAGCGGCAAUUUUCUGGACGAUAAACAAUGGCUCACGACGAUCUCCCAGUAUGACAGGGAGGUCGGGCAGUGGAACAAAUUCCGAGACGAUGAUUAUUUUCGUACAUGGAGUCCGGGUAAACCAUUUGAUCAAGCUUUAGAUCCAGCUAAAGAUCCAUGUUUAAAGAUGAAAUGUAGUCGCCAUAAGGUCUGUGUUGCACAGGAUCAACAAACUGCUGUUUGCAUUAGUCACCGAAGGCUUACACACAGUAUGAAAGAGGCUGGUUUAGGCCAUAAACAGUGGAGGGGUGGUCCCAUUUCCUCAAACUGCAAGCAAUGUCCAGUAGUUUAUACCAAUCCUGUUUGUGGAUCAGAUGGUCACACAUAUUCUUCUCAGUGCAAAUUAGACUAUCAAGCCUGUGCCUCAGGAAAAGUGAUCUCGGUGAAAUGCGAAGGACGUUGCCCUUGCCCUUCUGACAAAUCCACAAAUGCAGGCAGAAAUGAUAGAAGAGUGUGCAGUGACCUGGAAUUCAGGGAGGUUGCAAACAGAUUGAGAGACUGGUUUAAGGCACUUCAUGAAAGUGGAUUUCAGAAUAAGAAGACUAGGAUUCUACAAAGACCUGAAAGAAGCAGAUUUGAUACCAGCAUUUUGCCAAUUUGUAAAGACUCCCUUGGCUGGAUGUUUAACAGGCUUGAUACAAACUAUGACUUGUUGUUGGACCAGUCAGAGCUUGGAAGCAUUUACCUUGACAAGAAUGAGCCAUGCACCAAGGCAUUCUUCAAUUCUUGUGACACCUACAAGGACAGUUUGAUAUCUAACAAUGAGUGGUGCUACUGCUUCCAAAGACAGCAAGACCCACCUUGCCAGACAGAACUCAGCAACAUUCAGAAGCAGCAUGGAGGAAAGAAGCUCCUAGGGCAGUACAUUCCCUUAUGUGAUGAAGAUGGGUAUUACAAGCCAAGUCAGUGCCAUGGAAGUGUAGGGCAAUGUUGGUGUGUUGACAGAUAUGGUAAUGAAGUAACAGGAUCCAGAAUAAAUGGUGUGGCAGAAUGCGCUAUUGAUUUAGAGACUUCAGGUGAUUUUGCCUCAGGUGAUUUCCAUGAAUGGACGGAUGAUGAAGAUGAUGAAGAUGAAAUAAUGAAUGAUGAAGACGAAAUUGAGGAUGAUGAUGAAGAUGAAGGAGAUGAUGAUGUAGAUGAUGACGAUGAUCAUGAUGGAUAUAUUUGAUUAUAUUAGGGGUCAAUUAAUUGUACCUUUCUAAAAUUCACAAAGUGACAUCUCAUAAAAUCCCUUUACUCUGCAAGAUCAAAAGGAUUCUAACAAACAUGUAUAUUUUGUAUGAUUAUUACAAACAUUGCCGCUGGAGUCAUAGACUUUUUUGUUUAAAUAAGAAUCAUUAUAUUAUGUGCUCUUGAGUUUUUAAAUGCCUUUGCAGUGAAGAAAACACAUUGGAAGUCUAGCCUGAAGAAAGAAAUUAGAUAUGCUACUGAAAAUAUAAAUGUGCAAAAAAUGCUAUAAAGACAACCAGACUUUUUAAAACUUCCAUGAAAAGGAUAUUUGCCCUUAUUUGGAACUUUGUGUGUGCUUUUCGAAACACAUACGGUAACUUAACUUUAGCUCUGCCAAUGAUUUAGGCCCUUCAGGCUUUGCAAAUUGUGCAUAAAAUAAAUAAAUAAAUGUAUUACAGUAGAAAAACUUCAGUGCACAAGUAGCAUCUCAACAAUCUUUAAUUAACCAAAGGUAUAGAGAAGAGUUAACAGGAGGGAAAAAUAAUGCAAGAUCCUCCUUUGUGUUUGCAUUUGUAGUUAUGUUUUUAUUAGGAAAUGGAUAGGUUAUUGAAAGGAUUUUUCAAAAGCAGUAGCAUGGACAAGUAUUGAUUCUGUAAAUCUAAAGUUUUCUUGUCCUUCCUUCACUUUUUCUUUCAUAUUAAGCUCGUAUAGACUUUAUCAUUAUUUACUCAAGCAGUCAAAUUAUUUCGCCCUUUGUUGUUUCUCUGUCUCUCUCUAAUAAGA